Messenger RNA from Lathyrus oleraceus (garden pea), 2536 nucleotides. Its product is annotated as pentatricopeptide repeat-containing protein At2g13420, mitochondrial. Gene Ontology annotation, molecular function: protein binding. NCBI's taxonomy places the organism in Eukaryota, Viridiplantae, Streptophyta, Magnoliopsida, Fabales, Fabaceae. The transcript has 2 exons. The coding region runs from base 80 to 1606 and encodes 508 amino acids. The record is from RefSeq and is a predicted model, not a curated record.
CUUACCAAAAUAAAAAUACUACUAUGUCAUCAAUCUUAUUUCUUUUUCAUCUUCCUCAUUCUCUUUGUCACAUCACAACAUGGCGUUUCUCCUCAAACACACACCCCUCAACCGCAACUACACCCCCACACUCCUCUUCCGCCUCUUCUCCUCCGCCCCACCACCAACCUCCACCCAAACCGACGCCGAGUUAAUCUCCAAAAUCCUCCUCAACCACCACAACCCCUUCCACUCAUCAGAAUCCUCCCUCCAACUCAACGGCAUAACCCUAACCCCAAUUCUCUUAACCCUAACCCUAACCCUCCUCAAACACAACUCCAAAAUCGCACUCUCCCUCCACAAUUUCUCCAAAUCUCUCCCAAAUCCACCUCUCUCACAUUCCUCCUACAAUCUCCUAAUCGAUAUCGUCUCCAAAGUUCAUCAAUUCGACCUCGCUUCACAGCUCAUCGUCGAAAUGGAUCAAAACAAUCUCCCCCCAUCACCAACCACAUUCUUCAUCCUCAUCAAACGCCUCAUCUCCGCUAACCUAACCCGUCAAGCAAUUCGAGCUUUCGAAGAAAUCGAACCCUUCACCGGUACCAAAUUAACCUCCGAACACUUCACUUUCUUGCUUGACACGCUUUGUAAAUAUGGUCAUGUUAAACUUGCUUGUGAUUUGUUUAACAAGAAUCAGAACAGGUUUGCACCUGAUGUGAAAAUGUAUACUGUUUUGAUAUAUGGUUGGUGUAAGAUUAGUAGAUUUAAAACAGCAUUAUCGUUUUUAAACGAGAUGAAGGUGAAGGGGGUUGAGCCGAAUGUUGUUACGUAUAACGUUGUAUUGAAUGGGAUUUGUAGGAAGGCGAGUUUGCAUCCGGAGGAGAGGUUUGAGAGGACGGUAAGGGAUGCGGAGAAGGUGUUUGAUGAAAUGCGUGAGAGUGGGAUUGAGCCGGAUGUGGCGAGUUUUUCUAUUGUUCUUCAUGUUUAUAGUAGGGCGCAUAAGCCGCAGUUGGUUUUGGAUAAAUUGGGAUUGAUGAAGGAGAAAGGGAUUUGUCCGAAUGUGGUGACUUAUACUUCGGUUAUCAAGUGUCUUUGUUCGUGUGGGAGGAUUGAAGAAGCCGAGGAUUUGAUUGAUGAGAUGGUGAGGAAUGGAGUGAGUCCUUGUGCUGCGACGUAUAAUUGUUUUUUUAAAGAGUAUAGAGGGAGGAAGGAUGCUGAUAAGGCUUUGAAGUUUUUUAGGAAGAUGAAGGAUGAUGGAUUGUGCGAGCCGACGACACAUACGUAUGGUGUUUUGAUUGCUAUGUUUUUGAAGGCGGAUAUGAUUGGAGUUGUUAAGGAGAUGUGGAAUGAUAUGAUAGAGAGUGGGGUUGGACCGGAUUUGGAUUCUUAUACAGUUUUGAUACAUGGGUUGUGUGAGAGGAAGAAGUGGAGGGAGGCUUGCCAGUAUUUUGUUGAGAUGAUAGAGAAGGGGUUUCUUCCUCAAAAAGUUACAUUCGAGAAACUUUAUAGGGGUCUCAUUCAGUCUGAUAUGUUGAGGACUUGGAGGAGAUUGAAGAAGAGGCUUGAUCAAGAGUCCAUCACAUUUGGUUCUGAGUUUCAAAAUUAUCAUUUGAAGCCAUAUAGGAGAUGAGCUACUAUUGGUUCACAUGAGAAGGUUGAAUCAGAGAAGAAGAAAGAGAACAGAAAGCAUAAUGAGACGAUUCUCUGUCGGAGGUGUUUGCAUACAGAAUGCCCUAUGCACCCCCUCUUUUCUGUACAGUAGAGAAGGUUCUGAUACCAAACGGGUCGGGAGCCUCACUUACUACAAUAAUUAAUUGUUGCAUUCUGAAGUGAGGCUCAGACUUGUCAUCUAAAAACAUUUAUAGUGUCAAAGCAAAGAUUAGCAACAAAGUUCAUGUUAUAAUAGAGAAGACCAUAGUUUGGGAUCAUUAGCCAAUGGCAUUCUGAUGCACAGGUUCCUCAUUGAGACAAACACAUACUAGCUUCUCUGUCGAGGUGUUAUGAUACGAUCGUAACAUUUCAUGCUUGCAGGAAGAAAAAAUUGAGCAUUUAGAAGUUGUGUUUGUAGAAUAUUCAUGUCUUGAGGACAAAUUCAAGAAGAAGAUCAAGGUUAGGGAAUGCGAGAGGGCACAGUUUAAGAAAAGAGGAGGUGUCACUUGGAGUGAGGAAGAACACUGGAAAUCUCUUGAAGUGAGCAUAAAGCAGGAUAUGAUUGAGAAGAGGAAUCAUCCAAUGAAAAAGAUGCAUUCUAAGAUAAGAAAAUCCAAGCAUCUGGCUAGUUGCAUUGGAAAGUGACGACAACAGAGCAUAGAGCAUAGUUGAAGGAUGUUGAAUAUUUGAAUUUAUUACCCAGGAAUGUAAUACACCUUUGGAUUUAGUUUUUAUGAUUGAUUGAUGAUUGUUUGGUGUUUUUAUGAAUGAUGUAUAUCAUUAUUGUUUUGACACACUCUACUCAAAUGACCAUAUGCUCAUUUUUGUUAAAUCGAUUUGGAGGGGAAUCUAAACCGCUCAAUUUUUGUAUUUAAUAAUCUAAUAAAUUUGAUUUUAUGAUUAAGUCCAA